AUGUCCCUCAGAAUUGCUUCCUUUCUGCUUGCCCUUUGCUUUGCAGACGCGUCAUUGAAGCACAACAAGGCUCCAAAGCAGGUGCUCGCGUUGGAUCACGAUGGCCAAACACAGUGCAAAGCUCUGGCACACGCCCUGCGUGCGUUGCGCUCUCAGCGUGUCUCAGUGCUCAAAGCAUCCUUUUAA
This is a messenger RNA of Cladocopium goreaui, 186 nucleotides long. The record is from the annotation of a GenBank genome assembly. NCBI's taxonomy places the organism in Eukaryota, Dinophyceae, Suessiales, Symbiodiniaceae.